UCGAUUACGUUGGGGAAUUCAAUCAUGAUACCUGAUGAUAUAUUACAAAUUGCUCAUUGUUGUGUGUUGAUAAACAGUUCUGAAGUCCAACCAUAUUUAGAAAUGCAUGCAGAGGAGCUUAAGCUUUUGGAUAGACGUUUCUUGAGGGAUGCUGCUCUACUACAUUCUAGACAAAUGGACACCUUUUCUCAGUGGUUGAAAGCAAAGAUUGAAUCAUGUAGUAAUGAGGUUUCAGAUAGAUUGAAAUGGCUUGCAGCUGGCCCAAGAAAACAUGCAACGUCUUAUUUGGGCUAUGUCAUUAAUGGGCAUCGCUUUCAUACAAGUGAUGUCCAAAGGUCCACACAAAAUAGCGGUGCUUCCAUUGAAGCAGAAACUAUUUGUCGAUCUAGUAAAAAAGACAUUGCACAAGUUAUUGAAAAAAUCUGUUUCUAUGGGGUUAUCAGAGACAUAAUUUUGUUGGAUUACUACAAAUUUCAAGUUCCUCUAUUUAAAUGUGACUGGGCAACUACUGGAAACGGUGUCAAAGUUGAAGAUGGAUUUACAUUGGUCAACCUCCAACAAGGACAAAAUCCAUUUGAGAGAGAUCCAUUCAUUCUAGCAUCACAUGCAAAACAAGUGUUCUAUUUGAGGGAUAGUGAUACAUCUAGUUGGGAAGUUGUACUUAAAGAACCUUCAAGAGGCUUUCAUGAUUUGGAUAUGUAUGAUGAAGAUGCCUAUAUGCCAUCUGCACCUUUAGAUGCAUCUAGACUUGGUGCAAAUACUAAUGAUGAAGAUGAGCACUACGUGAGGAUGGAUUGUGAGGGUGUGGAAGUGUUGCAUGAUUAA
Messenger RNA from Camellia sinensis, 825 nucleotides. The record is from RefSeq and is a predicted model, not a curated record. Lineage: Eukaryota; Viridiplantae; Streptophyta; Magnoliopsida; Ericales; Theaceae.